UGCCACUAAAGAAGAGAAGAGCGUUUUGAGGAACCUGUCACUCAGUGGUUGCUUAGUUACAGAUCUGACUAAAUGGUUGGAUGUCAGCAAACUACCAGAUUUGGUAUUUUAAGUUGUUAAUAUUAAUAAUGCAUACAUUGAUAUAGGGCUUUUCAAGGUACUCUGACACUUUACAUCACAUAAUAAAAACAUCCUAGAAGCUAUACGAUAGAAAUAACUAAAAUUACAAUAAAAACAAUAAGAACGUAGAGCACACGAUCACAUUAAAAGCAGUUCUGAACAGGUGAGUUUUGAUUGGUUAAAGUCUGAAGCUGUUCCUCACAAAUCAAAUGUACACACACACACACACGCACACAAUAUAAAACCACAUUUAGGCUUCCAGUCGCAUUCCCUCCCAGCUGUUGUAAAAAGAUGAUUCAUGAAUGCGUCAAGAGGAGACAAGACGGAGCUUUUAAAGGUAAAAAUGCAUUUAGAAAUACUCUAUUUUACAAUACAUAUAAACAUUUUAAUACAAGAAAAUCCUGAUGAGAACAUUUGAACUCUGACGUGAGGCUUUUUAAAAAAAUGUGAGUUUCCCUCGAUUCAGAACCCGGAGUGAAGCUGGACAACGAAGCGUCCGCAUCGAGUGUUCAUCACAAAGCAACACCUGGUUCACCUGCAACGUGACCCCCACGUGUGACCUGUAGUCCAGAGGUCACACGGCGACCCCCGAGGGGAACAAUGAAGCUCUAAAGGAACAAAGGGCCCCACGUUUCAGCCUGAGACUGAAAAGAGACGACAACAUGGCGUCAUCCCUUUGGCCAGAGUUGCUGACGGGGGGAGAACCUUUUUUCUAAAGCCCCCCCCCCUCCAGCCCCGUGCUUGUCUUUCACAGGACACUGACUGAACUGUUACUAUGCCCAUAAAGACACCUGCUGUCAGGAAACCACGAGCAGCAGCACGACCCACGGCGGAGGACCCGGGUCUCUCAGGCUCAGAGGAAGAAGACGGAGUGAAGGAGACAUCAGCUGGGCCCAGACCCCCGCGGCUCAGCCUCCUCAGGACCAGGAACACCAGCGAGCGGCGCCGCCAUGACGGAGAGCGACGGAGAGCUGUCGGCCAUGGUGCAGGAGCUGUGGGACAAAGACACCAACCGGCUGAGGCCGGGACACGACUACCGGAUCUCUCUGCAGGGCAAAGCCGGAGGCAGCAUGGCCUUCGACUACAAGGACGCCGCGGGGUUCCCUCUCUUCACGUUUGUGGACGAGAAGAUCUUCAAAAAGGAAACUUUUCUCGCCUUCAUCUCUCUGUUGGAUAACUACGUGAGUGACACCGGCGAGCCGGAGGUCGUGACCCCCGAGGAGGUGGCGGAGAACCACAAAUUCCUGGACGCCAUCAUUAAGACUCCCACCAUGAAGCUGGCUCAUGAACACCUGGUGGAGAAGCAGCUCUCCCCCAAGGACGACGCGCAGUUCAAGGAGCAGCUGCACCGGAUCUGGUUCGAACUCUACGCCAGGAAGGGAUCCAGCAGGCCCGACUCCUCUGGAUUCGAACACGUGUUUGUCGGGGAGACGAGAGGCGGCCGGACCGUCAUCGGCUUCCACAACUGGAUCCAGCUGUACCUGCAGGAGAAGCUCGGCCACAUCGACUACAAAGGCUACAGCGUCAGCGCCAACUCACCACAGCCCGACGAGAACAAGCACAUCCUGGCCCUCCAGUUCAGCUGGAAGGACGGCAUCAAGCCGAAGGGCAGCAUCUUCAUGGGCGUGAGCCCCGAGUUCGAGUUCGCCCUCUACACGCUCUGCUUCCUCAGCUCGCCCAACGAGCGCGUCAAGGUCCAGUUCAGCUCCUACGACGUGGAGAUCGUUUGCCACCACCACAACGAGAAGCACAUCGGCACCACGUACCCCGUGCUGCUCAAGUACCGGAAACCCACCGAGUGACGAGGACCCGAGAUACAAAACGUCUCUUUAUUGUCUUUUCAUUUGAGAUAAAGACACAAUAAACCGUAUAGACCAAG
Molecule: messenger RNA, 1999 nt
Organism: Pseudoliparis swirei
Lineage: Eukaryota; Metazoa; Chordata; Actinopteri; Perciformes; Liparidae
Gene: endou2
Product: endonuclease, polyU-specific 2
Exons: 7
Coding region: 1071-1922 (283 amino acids)
Molecular function (GO): RNA endonuclease activity
Source: RefSeq, a predicted model, not a curated record